UUUGUUCAUUUGUAACAACACCAUAAAAACAAAAUUUAUCACAAAAAACGUUUUAUACACCAUACAUUUUAACCUGUAAUUAUAAUUUUUAUUUUGUUUAUUGUGCUCGUAGCUUAAUUAUGAGUUAUAAAAAUUUACUCAUAUUUUUUUAAUGUGCAUGAGCUCUGAAAAUUGCCUAUAUACAUACACUAUAUUCGAGUAAAUGCAGAUGCAUGUAUUAUAUACGGACAAGAUAUUUUCACUGUGUUAAGUAUUUGAAAAGUAUUUAAUAAAAGAAACAAUGGAAGAGCUAAAUAAAUAUUUGGCUACUAUAAGAAUAGCUGGUCCUGAAGAUAAAGUAUACAAAGAUGAAUGUGUUUAUUCUUUUGAUACACCGCUAUCAACAUUUGGAUUAUAUGUCAGUCUAACCAGUUUUCAUGGAUUAGGUCGAGAUCAUCUUGAACGUUAUUAUCAAAAAACUGGACAUCAUGUAUAUUUAAAUAUAAAACGAACUCGUAAGAUUAUUUCUGAUCCAACUGACGGACCAGCAAAAAAAAUUACUCGAUUAGCAAUUGGUGAACCAGGAGGAUUUAUUCCAGAAGAAAAGAAAUAUAGUGUCGAAGAAGUCUAUCAAAUUGUUAUUUUGCCAAGUUUUACCGUCAUUCAAUAUCCAUGCUCAGAUAUAGAUGAGAAGGUCAAAGCAUCAGUGACAUCAAUAUUGAAUGCUGAAUCUGCUACAAAAAUGGCUGAAAAAGAAGCAUUGAGUGGUACUUGGGACGGUGAAGCUAGAGUAGUAUCAAAACAUGCCGCGAAUCUUCUACAAUUAAACAACUCCCGAAAAAUUCCACCAAAUGGUUGGAAAUGUGAUAAAUGUGAUCUUACUCAGAAUUUGUGGCUAAAUUUAUCCGAUGGUUCCAUAUUAUGUGGGCGUAAAUUCUACGAUGGUUCUGGUGGCAAUGAUCAUGCUGUCCAACAUUAUCAAGCAACUGGUUUUCCACUGGCAGUAAAAUUAGGAACAAUCACAAAAGAAGGAAAGGGUGAUGUGUAUUCUUAUGAUGAAGAUGAUAUGGUAGAAGAUCCUCAUCUCAUAGAACAUUUGGCUCAUUGGGGAAUUAACAUUGCACAGCUAGAAAAAACAGAAAAAUCAAUGUCAGAAUUAGAAUUGGAUUUGAAUCAAAAGUUUGGUGAAUGGGUGGCUCUUCAGGAAGCUGCCAGUAAAUUAACACCAGUUUAUGGUCCCGGAUAUACUGGAUUAACAAAUCUAGGAAAUUCAUGUUAUCUGAAUAGUAUAAUGCAGACCAUUUUUAUCAUUCCAGAUUUCAUUCGUAGAUUUGUUGAUCCAGCAUUGGAUAUUUUUGAUGCAAAUGUCAUCGAUCCAGCCAAUGAUUUUGAAGUGCAAAUGGCCAAAUUAGGAGUUGGUUUACUUUCGGGUAAAUAUUCAGUAGCUCCAGAUUCAGAAACUGCAAAUGAAGGGCGUCAAGGAAUUGCUCCAAGAAUGUUUAAAACUUUGAUUGGUCGCGGCCAUCCCGGAUUUUCGUCUAAUCGGCAACAAGAUGCUCAGGAAUUUUUUUUGCAUUUAUUAAACCUGUUAGAAAGAUCUAGUCGCCAAAAAUCGAAUCCUGCUGACUGUUUUAAAUUUAAAAUUGAAGAAAGAUAUGAAUGUGAAAGUUCUGGAAAUGUUAAAUAUUCAUAUCGUCCAGAAUAUCUUCUACCUAUGCCUAUUCCUUUAGAGGAAGCUGUUAACAAGGACGAAGUUGCUGCACAUGAAGCAGAGAAAAAAGAAGCCGAAAUUAAUGGUCGAAAAAUAGAUUCAAGUGUUAUUGUAAGACCUAGAAUUAAAUUUUCUUCAUGCCUUGAAACUAUUUCUCAAAUGGAAACUAUUGAGCAAUUUUAUAGCACUGCAAUUAAUAGUAAAACUAAUGCAAAAAAGAUUACAAGAUUAGCAACUUUUCCUGACUACCUUUUAAUUCAUCUAAAAAAAUUCACAGUUAACGAUGACUGGACUAUGGUCAAAUUGGAUGUUGCUGUUGAAAUGCCUGAUGAAUUAGAUUUGAGUUCUCUGCGUGGUACUGGUUUACAAGCGAAUGAAAAAUUAUUACCAGAAGUUUCAUCUGAGAUUCCAACACCUGUUUAUAAUCCGAUCUUGUAUAGUCAGCUUGUUGACAUGGGAUUCCCAGUAGAAGCUUGCAAAAGAGCUUUGUAUUUCACAGAAAAUCGAGGACUUGAAGCCGCGACACAUUGGCUAUUAGAACAUGUUAUGGAUUCAGACUUUUCAGAACCUUUUAUUCCACCAGGUGUUGCUGAUAAUUCUGAUAAUACUCAGUAUAAACCGAAUAUCGAGGAUCUUAAGUGUUUACUGGGCUUUGGUUUUACUGAAAGUGAAGCAACAAAAGCUUUGAAAGCAACGGAUAAUAAUGUUGAACGAGCAGUUGAUUGGAUUAUAAGUCACCAACAUGAGCUUGAUUCUGUUGAUAUGGCAGAAAGUCAUAAAAAACCAGAAGAGGAGUUUAGAGAUGGAAAUACUAAUUACAAACUUGUAGGCUUCAUUUCGCACAUGGGUACUUCGCCAAUGGUUGGUCAUUACGUAUGUCAUUUACUUAAAGACAAUCGAUGGGUUAUAUUUAAUGAUGAAAAGGUUGCACUAUCAGAAAAUCCUCCAAAAGAACUGGGAUAUAUAUACGUUUAUCAACGUAUAACUUCGUAGUUAAUACUAAAAUAACACUUUUGUAUGAAUAGUAUAAUAUAAUGAAUACAAAUUUUUGAUUAAAAAUUA
Messenger RNA from Chelonus insularis, 2752 nucleotides. It is a transcript of the gene Usp5, whose product is annotated as ubiquitin specific protease 5. The record is from RefSeq and is a predicted model, not a curated record. The transcript has 14 exons. Bases 281 to 2683 code for a protein of 800 amino acids. Gene Ontology annotation, molecular function: cysteine-type deubiquitinase activity; protein binding; zinc ion binding. Gene Ontology annotation, biological process: protein deubiquitination. Lineage: Eukaryota; Metazoa; Arthropoda; Insecta; Hymenoptera; Braconidae.